Molecule: messenger RNA, 186 nt
Organism: Prorocentrum cordatum
Lineage: Eukaryota; Dinophyceae; Prorocentrales; Prorocentraceae
Source: the annotation of a GenBank genome assembly
GCGUCGACGAGGACGUGGGCGUGGCGCGGCGCGGGCCCGCCGCCGCCGGCCGGGGCGCCCGCCACGGGCGCACCGCAGCAGUGGGUGGGCCGCGGCAGCCACCAGCAGCAGCACGGCGAGGGCGCAGCUGGGUGGUCGUGGGGCGGCGGCCAGAAGGAGGGCUGGCAGGCGCAGCAGUGGAGCUGA